AUGGAGUCCACUGCCAAAGCUACCACCAACCAGCCCCAGGCUGCUGUCCAAAUGAGUGCUAUGAACCCUGCUCCUGCCAAGAACAGUCAGAACCACCAGGAGCACCCCGCUAAGCGCAUCCGUGGAGGAGGAGCUGCUAAAGACUGCUUCCUUGGUGCACUCGAGUGUUUCCUGUGCUUCGGCUGCCCGUGCGAGAUGUGCUGUUAA
This is a messenger RNA of Suillus fuscotomentosus, 207 nucleotides long. RefSeq lists its product as uncharacterized. The record is from RefSeq and is a predicted model, not a curated record. NCBI's taxonomy places the organism in Eukaryota, Fungi, Basidiomycota, Agaricomycetes, Boletales, Suillaceae. The coding region runs from base 1 to 207 and encodes 68 amino acids. The transcript is spliced from 4 exons.